AUGCCGUUGGAAGGGAAUGCGGACAUGAUUGUUUGGAGGCAAGCUGUUGACACAGAACUUCGCUUGGCUGCACAGUGGGAGGAGAGCUGGGGCUUUCUCAGAGAACAGAACGCAAAAGACGAUGCCAAGCGACAAAAGGUUGUGUUGCCAAAACUGUCAGACACGAAGGGUUAUGGCAGCGUUGCCGGAGCACCGGCAGCUUCAAAGGACAGUUCUCACGACCUUCCCGUCAGCACCCCUCGUUUGUUCCUAGCCCGGCAUGGUCGUGGACUGGUUGCUGGACGACGAUAUGCACCUCGAGAAGAGGUGUUUCGUGACAGACCCCUGGUGGCACUUCAACACAUCUUCUCCCAACGGAUGACAAGCUGCUGUGCUGCGUGCAUGGCGCCAGUGGGCAGUUUCCGAGAUCUGCUUCAGCAGAUCUUGCGGAAUGCUGGUUGCACACUGGAGUCCUUUGGUGUAGACUCUCACAACCUUCUGGGACAUCCAUGCCUUCGUGGCUUGGCAGCUGUGCCCUGUGACACGGAAGGAUGCAAAGCUUUGUUUUGCAGCGAGAGGUGCCGAGUAGAAGAGGUAUCCCGUGGUGCGCAUCGUCUACUUUGCUGUGAGCUACAUGGUGAUUCAAGUCGGAUGAGGUCCUGGACAUGCUUCAAGUCCCUGGCUAGAAAUCACUCGGAGAAUCUGCUGUUGGCUGCCUCGGCAUUGUCCUGGGCAGUGUGCCAGGUGUUGUAUUGGGACAUGCCUGUGCGGAGGGCCGUUGCUGAGCUCAUGGUUUGCCAGAACGAGCGAUGGGAACAGAUGCCGUGGUGCAGGCAGCCAUAUCGUCGUCGAGUAGUUCGUGAGUCGUGGACGUUGCUCAAGCAGGUGCUGUACCCUGCUGGAACUGCGUUUGACAUUGACCUUCUGCUCAAUGAGGAGGUAUACUCCAGGCUGCUCGGUGAGUUUGAGCUGGUGAAUGCCAACAUUGAGUUUGGACAUCCGUUCCAGGCCGCCUUGGCACAAGAAGCGCUUUUGCCUUUGUCAGAUGCAUUGCGGCGUGCUGGAGUCUGGCAGGCGGUGGCAAAGGUCAUGAGCUGUCAACACGAGGACCCAUUGUGCUCCGUCGGUGACGAUGCCCCCACACAGGAGGAUCUUCCUGUGGUGCUGGGCAUUGGUCUGGCCCGGCGAAUUGCCCUCAUGAACCAUUCCUGCAGGCCGAACUGUGAAAUCGAUUACAGCAACAACGGUACAGCCAUUGUGGUGGCACUUCGUGAGCUUCGCACGGGCGAGGAGCUGACCAUUAGCUACGUGGACGAACAGAGCUUGCCAGUGCGCAGACGUCGUCGCGCUCUUCGGAUGCGAUAUGGAUUUCACUGCUAUUGCUCUCGUUGUUCGACGGAGAGACUGCAGCGAAGGAGGAUCCAUCGGCAAGCGCUUCGUCGCAAAUUUUCCGGACCUCAAUGA
Molecule: messenger RNA, 1443 nt
Organism: Symbiodinium sp. CCMP2592
Lineage: Eukaryota; Dinophyceae; Suessiales; Symbiodiniaceae
Source: the annotation of a GenBank genome assembly